UUGGCUAGAUAUAGCUUGCAUUAGAUGGUAAAUAUAGCCUUUUGCAUGAUGUUGAAAAAUAUGCUAAAAGAAAGACAGCAUUUAACUCCUUGUACGUUUUUUAGUACAUGCACGGCAAUUGGUGAUUGCUAAUAAGUGGAUUUGUUUUACUAAGGAAUGAGGUUAAGCAUGCAGGUCAACAUGAACGCGCAUCGUAAAAGUAAUCACUCAUGGAGGUUUCGGUGAGGGUGCGCGCUGAUCGCAACGGGAACGCGCAAUGCUGAUGACGCGCAAGCAUGCCGAUGUAAAUCACUGCAAUGAGGGGCGGGUGGAGGACACCGGCUACAGCCCUGCCUCCAAGACACACGACAGGCAGGCAGAGCACCAUCACAGGGGCAACAAAGGGACGCAUGGUUCCUCUCAGGCAUCAAAUGAAUAAAUGAUCCAUUGAGACAAAUUCUGCCUACAGAAAAACGACUUUUUUUUCCAUCUGUCCUCACCUCAAAGCACUACGCAGUCAUGGAGCUGGAGCACUUUGAUGAGCGGGACAAGGCUCAGAGAAAUACCCGCAGGGGCUCAAGAGGGAAUGGGCUCCCCAGUCCCACUCAUAGCGCUCAUUGCAGCCUGUACAGAACCAGGACACUGCAAGCACUGACCUCAGAAAAGAAGGCCAAGAAGAUUCGUUUCUACCGCAAUGGGGACCGUUACUUUAAAGGCAUUGUGUAUGCCAUAUCUCAGGACAGAUUUAGGUCUAUAGAAGCACUCCUUGCUGACCUCACAAGAGCUCUGUCAGAUAAUGUGAACUUGCCACAAGGGGUUCGAACCAUAUAUACCAUUGAUGGGACAGCAAAGAUCACCAGCAUGGACCAGCUGGUGGAGGGGGAGAGCUAUGUUUGUGCAUCCAUAGAGCCCUACAAGCUGCUGGACUACACAAAGAAUGUAAAUCCUAACUGGUCACAUGGUGCAAGGACGGCUGUGUCCAUCCGUGAUCCUCCUUCACUUGGUAGUGCCAAGGCUGGAUCCCCAGAAACCAGGGAGAGCAAGGACUUUAUUAAGCCUAAACUGGUAACCAUUGUCCGCAGUGGAGUAAAGCCUCGCAAGGCUGUACGUAUCUUGCUCAACAAGAAGACUGCACACUCCUUUGAGCAAGUCAUGACUGACAUCACAGACGCCAUCCAGCUGGACUCUGGUGUCGUCAAAAGGAUAUAUACUGUUGACGGCAAAAUGGUGUCCUGCCUUCAAGACUUUUUUGGGGACGAUGAUAUAUUUUUUGCCUGUGGCCCUGAGAAGUUCCGCUAUCAGGAUGACUUCAACUUGGAGGAGGGUGAGUGCCGGGUCGCAAAGUCUGCCUCAUAUGGCCGGCUCCCUUCCGGGCAUGGUCUCUCCUCCCCAAGAGUUGGUGGGAUGUCCCGCAGAAGCAAGUCUCCAUCAUCCACUGGUUCAGCAAAUGGCACUGCAGGCAGUCAGCUGUCCACACCUCGAUCUGGGAAGUCUCCUAGCCCAUCUCCAACAAGUCCAGCUAGCCUUCGAAGACGACGGGGAUCUCAACACAGUGGCUCUUCUCUCUCUUUAGCUUCCACUAAGGUUUGCAGUUCAAUGGACGAAGGAGAUGGGCUCAGCAGUGAAGCUGAGCCAGUGGAUGAGUGUCCCUCAGUCCCUGCGUCCAUCGCGGAGAGGUACAAAGUGGGGCGGACAUUAGGGGACGGAAACUUUGCCGUGGUCCGAGAGUGUGUGGAGAGAUCUACUGGAAGGGAGUAUGCUCUGAAGAUCAUCAACAAAGAUAAAUGCAGGGGAAAGGAGCACAUGAUCCAGAGCGAAGUGUCAAUCCUUCGGCGUGUGAAACAUCCCAACAUAGUACUCCUAAUUGAGGAAAUGGACACCUAUAGUGAGCUCUAUCUUGUAAUGGAGUUGGUUAAGGGCGGGGAUCUUUUUGAUGCUAUCACCUCCUCAAACAAAUACACAGAGCGAGACGCCAGCUGUAUGCUGUUCAAUCUGGCAAGUGGCAUCAAGUACCUCCACAGCCUCAAAAUUGUCCACAGAGACAUAAAACCUGAAAACCUGUUGGUAUUUGAACACCAAGAUGGUAGUAAGUCUCUGAAGCUAGGUGAUUUUGGCUUGGCUACCAUCGUCAACGGGCCCCUCUUUACUGUGUGUGGCACGCCUACCUAUGUAGCGCCAGAAAUAGUGGCUGAGACCGGAUAUGGCCUCAAGGUUGACAUUUGGGCAGCUGGUGUGAUCACUUACAUACUUUUGUGUGGCUUUCCACCUUUCCGUAGCAGUGGUGAAGAUCAGGAGGCCCUGCUUGAACAGCUUUUGAAGGGUCAGCUGGAUUUCCCGGCACCAUACUGGGACAAUGUGUCUGACAAUGCCAAGGCUCUGAUCACUUUGAUGCUUCAGGUAGAAGUGGAUCAGAGAUGCACAGCUGCGCAGGUGCUCGAUCACCGCUGGGUUAAUGAUGAUGGUGUGUCAGAGAAUGAGCCCCAGCUGCCUGUGGCUGGCAAGAUCAAGAAACACUUCAACACCGGGCCCAAGCUCAACAGCACCGCAGCAGGAGUGUCAGUCAUUACAACCACGCCACUUGAUAAGGAGAAGCAAGUUUUCCGACGAAGACGCAACCAGGAUGUGAAGCUCUCUCCUCACCUACCACGCAGUAUGGGUGCCGGCGCCUCACGCAGUGCCAACCAUGGCCUCUCUGUCGCCGAGUUAACCCCUGAGUCUGAAGACUAUUCCCCGGGUUCAGCUGGCACUGUCCGUUCACCCAUCUCUCCGUUCUAACAGCCUAAAGAGGCCAAAGCACUGUCCACCCUUACAUGGAGAAAUGUGAGCCGGUGAAGUGCAAAACUGAAAGACCCAACAACGGGCUUACUCUUAUAACUUGGACAUUCUCACACUGCAUACCUGACCUGUACCCGUUUAGUGUUUUGUUCAUAAGAUACAUGGAUUGAGUAAGAUAAGAGACAAAUGAGUCUUUGGAUCAAAGAAUAUGCCGUAAGAGCAUGCAACGAUUUUAAAUACAGCCCCCAACCCCUUUCAAAAAGUUACCAAACUGCUAAAGUCUUUUUUCUAUGCAGCAUGUAGUGGUUCAUUGUAGUACUUUAGAGCCCUCUACUGGUCUAUAUUAUGUACUGCAGGAAAUACAUUAUACAUGAAUGGGAGUUGUAGUUUCUAAAUAUUAUAGUACAUCAUUUUUGUGACGGUACAUUUGACUUAUCCUGGUUUGAACACAAAUAAAAAAACCUCUAAAUGUGA
Eleginops maclovinus (Patagonian blennie) is the source of this 3228-nucleotide messenger RNA. RefSeq names its product serine/threonine-protein kinase DCLK1-like. The transcript is spliced from 16 exons. The coding region runs from base 499 to 2754 and encodes 751 amino acids. Gene Ontology annotation, biological process: intracellular signal transduction; protein phosphorylation. Lineage: Eukaryota; Metazoa; Chordata; Actinopteri; Perciformes; Eleginopidae. The record is from RefSeq and is a predicted model, not a curated record. Gene Ontology annotation, molecular function: protein kinase activity; ATP binding.